Oncorhynchus tshawytscha (Chinook salmon) is the source of this 3081-nucleotide messenger RNA. RefSeq names its product transmembrane channel-like protein 2-A. The record is from RefSeq and is a predicted model, not a curated record. Gene Ontology annotation, biological process: detection of mechanical stimulus involved in sensory perception of sound; vestibular reflex. Gene Ontology annotation, molecular function: mechanosensitive monoatomic ion channel activity. The transcript is spliced from 20 exons. Lineage: Eukaryota; Metazoa; Chordata; Actinopteri; Salmoniformes; Salmonidae. The coding region runs from base 1 to 2868 and encodes 955 amino acids. Gene Ontology annotation, cellular component: plasma membrane.
AUGCCUAGGAAGAGUGAUGUGGGGGCGAAGAUUGAGGAUGUUGGAAUCGAGAUCGAUGGGGACGUGAGUGACAGUGAGGAUGACACCAGUCGAAGGAGAGGGAACAGAAGACCGACAGCUGGCAGAGGAGGAGCCCGCGGCAGGGGCAAAAAGCCAGCUGAUGAGGAUGAGGAGGACGAGGAGGAAGAGGAGGCCCCCAGAAACCGCAGAGGAGCCAACAAGAAGAAGGCUGCUAAGUCACGUGACACCGACGACGAAAGUGAGGAUGACACCCCCAAGAGAAGACAAGGAAGAGCAGCAAAUAAAGGAGCAGCAAACAAAAAGAAAGGAGGAAAGGCCCAGGACAAUGACGAGGACAGCGAGGAGGAGAAGGGGAACAAGAGAAACAAGAAGGGAGCCACGGGAAAGAAGGGGAAAGAAGAGGAGACCAAAGAUAAGAAAGGAGACGCCAAAGGGAAGGGCAAAGGAAAGGAGAAGGAAGACGAGAAGGACAAGAAGAAGAAGAAGAACAGCUCAGACACAGACUCUAACACAAACUCAGAGGAAGAGUCCAUGUCAGAGGGAGAGAUGGAACGACUGAAGGAGGAGGUGGAGGAGAAGAAGAAGGUCAUAGCUAUUAUGAGGAACAAGCCCUGGCGAAUGAAGAGGCGGCUGGUACAUCUGAAAGAAUGUCAAGAAUUUGUGGAUAAAUUUGAAGGGGCUCUGGGAAAAGGAAAAGGCAGGAAGUUUUAUGCUUAUAAAGUCAUGAUGACGAAGAAAUGGAUCAAAUUCCAAAGAGAUUUUGAGAAUUUCAAAACGACUUGCAUACCAUGGGAACGAAAGAUAAAAGAGGUUGAAAGUCACUUUGGGUCCUCAGUUGCUUCCUACUUCAUCUUCCUGCGCUGGAUGUAUGGCAUGAACAUGGUCCUCUUUGGCUUAACCUUCGGACUGGUUGUGAUCCCAGAGGUUCUGAUGGGACUUCCAUAUGGAUCCAUUCCCAGAAAGACAGUGCCCAGAGCUGAGCAGUCCACUGCUCAAGACUACUCUGUCCUCAUGGACUUCAACGGGUAUUGCAAAUACUCAGUCCUCUUCUAUGGUUACUACAACAACCAGAGGACCAUUGGGCUGCUGAAGUUCCGCCUCCCGCUGUCUUACCUCAUGGUAGGAGUGGGGACUUUUGGCUACAGCCUGAUGGUGGUGAUACGAACAAUGGCUAAGAAUGCUGACGUGGGGGGAGGGGAUGGAGAUGACGGGGAGUUCACCUUUGCCUGGAAGAUGUUCACCAGCUGGGAUUACCUCAUCGGCAACGCCGAGACGGCUGACAACAAGUACGCCUCCAUCACCACCAGCUUCAAGGAGUCCAUUGUGGAUGAGCAGGAGAACCAAAAGGAUGAGAACAUCCACCUGAGGAGGUUCCUGCGUGUGCUGGCCAACUUCAUGAUCAUCUGCUGCCUGGGAGGAAGUGGCUACCUCAUCUUCUUUGUGGUGAAGAGGUCCCAGGAAUUUGCCAACAGGGACGACCUGAGCUGGUACGAGAAAAACGAGUUGGAGCUCAUCAUGUCCCUGUUGGGCCUGGUGUGUCCUCCCCUGUUUGAGACCAUCGCUGAGCUGGAGGAGUACCACCCCCGGAUCGCCCUCAAAUGGCAGCUGGGGCGCAUCUUUGCCCUCUUUUUGGGAAACCUCUACACUUUCCUGUUUGCCCUGUUUGAUGAGGUCAACAACAAGCUUGAGGAGGAGGUGUCCAUUAGGAAUGCGUCCAUCUGGGCCCAGAAGGAAUACUACGCUAACUUCACCCUCUACAACAAUGACACGGACACCACCCCGCCCCCCAUGGACCCCUCUGACGUCAUCAGGGGGCCAUGCUGGGAGACCGCCGUCGGCAUAGAGUUUGUGAAGCUGACCGUGUCAGACAUCCAGGUGACCUACUUGACCAUCCUGAUUGGUGACUUUGCGCGGGCUGUCAUUGUCAGGUUCCUCAACUACUGCUGGUGCUGGGACCUCGAAGCCACAUAUCCAUCGUAUGGAGAGUUUGACAUCAGUGGCAACGUUCUUGGCCUGGUCUUCAACCAAGGAAUGAUCUGGAUGGGUGCAUUCUAUGCUCCAGGGCUGGUAGGGAUAAACGUCCUGCGUCUCCUCUCCUCCAUGUACUACCAGUGCUGGGCCGUAAUGGCCACUAACGUGCCCCAUGAGAGGGUCUUCAAAGCCUCCAAAUCCAACAACUUCUACAUGGGCCUCCUCCUUCUCAUCCUCUUUCUCAGUCUACUGCCUGUGGUCUACACCAUCAUGACUUUGCCACCCUCCUUUGACUGUGGGCCAUUCAGUGGGAAGGCCAAGAUGUUUGAUGUCAUCAUGGAGACGAUAGACCUGGACCUGCCUGCCUUUCUGGGAACACUGAUGGGCUAUGCAGCCAACCCUGGCCUCAUUAUACCAGCUGUGCUACUGAUGGUACUGGCUAUCUACUAUUUGAACUCGGUAUCUGAGGCGUACCAACAUGCCAAUGCGGAGCUGAAGAAGAAGAUGCAGAUGGCAAGAGAUGAGGAGAAGAACAGGAGGAACAACACUGAAAGCACAGACCAGGUCAUGAAGGACCUGGAGGACCUGCUCCCCAACCGCUCUCUCUUGCCCCCAGCUCCCCCACCAGAGACAGGUGCAGACAAUAAAGCAGACCAAGGUGGAAAGUCUACAAAGGUGAGGCCAGGAACUGCAGGCAAGGAUGUGAACCUGCAGAAAGACGUGUCCCUGUCAUCACCAAAUCCCAACGCUCGAGGCGCAGUGACCCGCCCACCGGGUCCCCGGGGGCCUGGACCUCUGCCUGGAAAUGGUCAGCAGGGGCCAGGAGGGGGACCAGGGCGGGGACGGGGGAGAGGACAGCCACCUCCAAGACGCUAGCACCCAGAUGAAAAAUAAAAGUCAAGAUUUUUUUGUAAAUCUAACAAUUGUUUAACUUAAGAAUUUGUAAAUGUAUUGAAUUGUACAAGAAAGUGUUGGAUUUGAGCUACUAUUGCUUAAGAACAAAUUCACAUUUUGGAUUAGGUUGGGGACUGUACACUGAGUGUACAAAACAUGAAGGACACUUGCUCUUUCCAUGACAUAGACUGACCA